AUGUUACAACCACCCUCUCCUCUACUGGAGAUGGCAUCUCUUCGUCUUCCGGACUCGGAGGAAUUUGAUCUGGAGUCGCGACACCGUACCAGUGGUAAUGUUUUAUUGACAACUGGUUCACCACCUCUGUACCUUGCAAAUGAUGUUUUUGUCCAAACAAAAGAUGAUAUACGGGAUUAUCUGAACAAUUCAUUGAGUGAACUGGUCUCCGGUGGUUCACGAACGGCCUUGGAAGAGUCUGGUUCGAGUAAUGUACUGUUUAACACCAGCGACUCGGGUGCUAUACCAGUAGAACAUGUACCAGAUCGUUUUUACAGGCACAGUAUGGCGAUGACCGCUGUUUAUUGUGUUGCUUAUAUGCUAGUAUUUAGUAUUGGACUCGUUGGCAAUAGUUUUGUUAUUGCAGUCGUUUAUCGGUCACCAAGAAUGCGUACUGUCACUAAUUUUUUCAUCGUUAAUCUUGCCGUAGCUGAUGUACUUGUAAUAGUUUUUUGUCUACCUGCAACGCUUGUUGGUAACAUCUUGGUUCCUUGGGUUCUAGGACGAUUUAUGUGCAAGACUGUAUCCUAUAUUCAAGGAGUAUCAGUGGCUGCCUCUGUAUAUAGCCUGGUUGCCGUUUCGUUGGACAGAUUUUUGGCGAUAUGGUGGCCAAUGAAAUGUCAGAUAACAAAACGUCGAGCCCGAAUGAUUAUAGUUGUAAUAUGGUUUAUCGCAUUAACAGCAACUUCCCCUUGGUUGUUAUUUUUCGACCUGAUAAAAUACGGUGAUGACCCAGAGUUGAGGUUCUGCGUGGAGCGAUGGCCGCGUCCGCAAGACGGUACACUCUUCUUCCUAAUCGGUAAUCUUUUGCUGUGUUACGUAUUACCGAUGAUACUAAUAUCCUUGUGCUACAUUCUUAUCUGGAUAAAAGUGUGGCGUCGUCACAUACCAACGGAUACCAAGGACGCACAAAUGGAAAGGAUACAACAGAAAUCAAAGGUUAAGGUUGUAAAAAUGCUCGUUGUUGUUGUUAUUCUUUUUGUCCUGUCAUGGCUGCCACUGUACGUUAUAUUUGCGCGAAUAAAAUUGGGCGGGGAGCAGGCCGAGUGGGAGGAAGAAGUACAGACGAUUGUUACACCAAUUGCCCAGUGGUUGGGAUCAAGUAAUUCAUGCAUUAAUCCGAUACUCUAUGCAUUUUUUAAUAAAAAAUAUCGACGGGGUUUUAUGGCAAUACUGAAAAGUGGACGCUGUUGCGGUAAGCUCAGGUACUAUGAGACAGUUGCCAUCAUGUCUUCUUCAACAAGCAUGAGAAAAUCAUCAUAUUAUGUUAACAAUAAUUCAUCAACACGCCGUACUUAUCAUGCGCCACCAGUACAUCAAGAUAGUAAUGUGUCUUACAUUUUUAAUCAUACUGGAGUGUAA
This is a messenger RNA of Microplitis demolitor, 1401 nucleotides long. Its product is annotated as neuropeptide SIFamide receptor. Gene Ontology annotation, biological process: G protein-coupled receptor signaling pathway. Gene Ontology annotation, cellular component: membrane. Gene Ontology annotation, molecular function: neuropeptide Y receptor activity; peptide binding. Bases 1 to 1401 code for a protein of 466 amino acids. NCBI's taxonomy places the organism in Eukaryota, Metazoa, Arthropoda, Insecta, Hymenoptera, Braconidae. The record is from RefSeq and is a predicted model, not a curated record. The transcript has 3 exons.